CCUCGCCCCGUUAUACCGCUUUGCCGUACCGUUGGCCGGUUUUAACGCGCUUUUCCAAACUUCAUCCGUACUCUCGACAAGUGCUGAUUUUUUUUUUUCUUUUCCUUUGAUUUUUGUGCGAUUUUGGUUCGUUGUUGUUGCUGUUGGUGGUGGUGGUUUUUUUUUUUUUUUUGCAAGUUCAGUGAACAAGGGAGAGUGUGCGUCCGUGUUCUAUUCGGGAAAGCGGGAAACUACCGCUGCUGUGUACGUGUCCGCGAGUUCCGGUGCGCCUGGCACACUCUUCCGCGAACUUUCGAAUCUCAGGUGAACGAGUCACUCGGAGAGGACGGGCCAAAAAAGGCCACUUGAUGUGUUGAAGAUGCACCGAGUGCCGAGCAACGGUGGGCCUACCUGCUCCGUUGUAUGGGUAACGGUGGGCAUCCUGCUCGUCCUACUGUCAGCAUCGUUACCGUCGUCGGUUCUCUCGUUGGCACCUGAUGCAGCCAGUAAUGCCAUAAGCCGGGCUCUGGUGGUUGGUCGAUGCCCAGCCUACGACGAGCAGAACGUCUGCCCAGCCCGUGCCGCUGCCUGCAGCUCCGACCCCGAUUGUCAGACACCGCUGGAACGAUGCUGCGCCACCGCGUGCGGUAAGCGCUGCGUCCAGGGUGAGUUGACAGGUUGCGAGCAGUUGGCUUUGGCAGCCCGUCGGCGCUCGCGCGCCAUUGGUCCCAGCGGCCCGGCCCAACUAGUGCCCAAGUGCGACAACACCACCGGCGAGUUCGAGAGGAUACAGUGUGAUCCAAGAGAUGGCGGUGGCUGCUGGUGCGUCGACGAGUUUGGAGGCGAGAUCGCCGGCACCAGGACUCGUCGCAGGGAGCUGGUCAACUGUGACAACCCAAGGGUGUGUCCGGCACACAGCUGCCGCAUGCUCUGUCCCCUGGGCUUUGAGAUUGACCCAAAAUCCGGUUGCCCUCGAUGCGAAUGCCGAGACCCGUGCCGGGGCGUCAUUUGUCCCGGCGGUGGUAGCCAGAGCUGCGAGCUAACUGACGUGCCCUGCGCCCGUCCGCCCUGCCCACCGGUGCCCAGCUGUCGCAAGGCCAAGUCCCUGGCAAACAUCUGUCCAGUGGGCGAGCCUCUGCAGAUAACCGAGUCGCCACGACCGUUCCUUUGCGGCGUGACCCCCGGCAAACCGGACUGUCCACCGCUGUACCGGUGCCAGGUCGAGGCGGGCCAGGAGUACGGGGUCUGCUGCCCAGACUCCAAGGAGCUAAGACGUGACGGCAGCUGCCCAGCCGUCCAGUCCGAGUACUGCGGGCGCAACUGUACCCACGAUCUCGACUGCCCGGCACCGCACAAGUGCUGUUCCAGUGACAAGUGCGAUGCCAAGGUAUGCGUGCCCCCGACCGGAUUGACCGCUUGCAAGAGGAACCGCAUGCUUGCCGAGAUGCUCAGCGUCAACGAGAGACAGGGUCGUGGCUACGUGCCUCAGUGCGACGAUGAUGGCGAAUACGAGGCUAGACAGUGCUCGCGAAACGGUCUGGUUUGCUGGUGCGUAGACCCAACGGGCAAGAAGGUCAGUGGCUCGAUGGGUCCAGCGGACAAGGUCGAGUGCGUCGUCAGCGAGGACCCAUCGGGCUUGGUAACGGGCGCUGCCGGCAAAGGACGAGCUCUGCCGUCGGCUAGCUGUGCUUUGCAGCAGUGCGCCCAGGUCUGCCAAUACGGUUUCAAGAGCGACGACUCAGGCUGCCCAACCUGCGAGUGCGACGAUCCCUGCGAAGGAUACCCGUGCCCAGUUGGCGAGGAGUGCGUGCUGAGACGGGAGGAUGGUUGCCCGGACUUCCUCUGCCCGACGAAGCCUGAGUGCCGACUUCGGCGUACCUUUAAAAACCCUUGCGCCUCUGGCUCGCCGUUGAGCGAUGAGAGUGGCAACGCCGUCACGUGCAACUUCAGCGAUGGGUCGGCUAAUAGGACAGGAUGUCCACAACAGCACCGUUGCACGUCCGUGCCCGAAGCCGAGCGGUCCGUGUGCUGCCCGAUACCAGCCGAACCCGCCAAAUCGCCCACUAUGUGCGAGUACCUGCGUGACUUCAGCGAGCGGAUGGAGGGUACGCGGGAAGGUAUGAGCUUGGCCAUACCGGCGCCCCAGUGCGCCGAGGAUGGCUCUUAUCGCGCGCUCCAGUGCCAGUUUGGCCGCAAUUGCUCCUGCGUUGACGAUUACGGGGUUUGUUUGAAGAGCAACGUCGACCCGGACGAUGGACAUACUGACUGCGCCGAGGUGCGCGACCUGCUUAAUUUGUGCGGCGCUUUCCAGUGCAACCUCACCUGCAACUAUGGCUUUGAACUCGACGCAGCCGGUUGUAGGACGUGCCAUUGUCAUGAUCCGUGCCUGGAGGUCGAGUGCGGCUCCAACGAGGCCUGCGCCCUCGUCGACGUGAACUGCGGACUCGGUCAAAGUUGUCCCUCGGUGCCCGCUUGCUUGGCCACCAAACCCGGCCAGUGUCCCUAUCUCGUCCCAAGCUCCUCUAGUUGUGAGCUGCUCUGCAGUAAUGAUCAAGAGUGUCCCGUUGGUGACAAGUGCUGCUCUACUGGUUGCGGCACCCAGUGCGUGGCUCCAGUAAUGGCAACAGCCUGUCAGCACGCACGUGCCGUCGCUGAGCACGCGGCUCGUGAGUCUGGCGAGCCAGCCCGGCUGAGUUACCUCCCUCGUUGCGAUUUGGAGGGCCAGUUUGAACCGGUCCAGUGUCACGCAAGCAUGUGCUGGUGCGUAGAUGAGGAGGGCCGCGAGGCCCCUGGCACCCGAGUCACCGAAGGCUUAGUGCCGCGCUGUGGUGCCCCUCAGCACUGUCCCGAUGUUGAUGACUGCAGUCUAGAGUGCUACGACGGCUACGAACUCGAUCCCGCCACCGGAUGUCCCACCUGCGCGUGCCGUGACCCCUGCAAAACUGUCACUUGCCGUGGGGAGAACGAGGCCUGCAGAAUGGUUGAGGUGGCGUGCAGUGCACCACCCUGUCCUCCAGUACCGGUGUGUCUCCCGAAAAAAGACAACCCCUGUCCGAACGGCUCGCCAUUGAGGGUCGAAGACGGCAGUCCAGCCACAUGUGGACCUCACGGCCAAAGCUGCCCCUCGACCCAUAAAUGUGAGCUUUCGCCUCUGGACGAGUACGCGGUCUGCUGUCCAAAACCACGAGAAGUUUGCUUCGAGGCUCCGAGAAGGACAGCGCCGUGCAAGGAGAAUGUGGCUAAUAGCACGGAAAGAUGGUACUUUGACGCGGAGCUCAAUGAGUGUCGGAGGAAGCCUGGCUGUGGUAGCAGUGGCUACAACGACUUCUCGAGUAAACUCGUCUGCGACACCGUGUGUCCGGUGCUGUCGCAGUGCGAAAGGCUCAGGGAGAGAAAUCUUAAGAGCGCCCAGAAGUACAAACAACCUUCCUUUUUACCAAGGUGCAAUUUAGACACGGGCGCUUGGGAGUCAAUACAGUGCCUGGAACAAGUAGGCGUUUGUUGGUGCGUGAACAAAAAGGGCGAGCCUAUAAAGGGCUCUCUAACCCGGGACGCUGAGCCCAAGUGCAACUUCCGGCAAGCACGUCGGGGCCGGACCGGGGAGCCCGACAGCAGCAACACCUCGGGGUCUUUCAAUCAGGACAUAGACGCCGAGAUUAAGGCUUACAUGGAGAGCGCCUUUUUAGGUCUGGCAGCCGAGGCUCAGGAGAUAAACAAAGCACUGGGCAGUAGAUGCCAGGCUAUGAGGGAGCGCGGCUUUUUGCCCGCCGUCUGCGACAAGUACGGCAGAUUCGAGCCUACUCAGUGCGCCGGGGAGACUUGCUGGUGUGUCGACGAAGCUGGAAAUCAGCUCAUUGGCUCUGAGCCUUUUAUCAAGGGAACCAAUAUAUGCCUUAUGACCACUAAGACGAAGGGCGUUGUGGCUGUCCGUACUCCUCAGGACUGUCUUUCCUGGCUUGCAUUUGUAGUAAAAAAUUUUUGCAUGGCACCAGGGUGGAUAGUUGAACAGCUACAAAAUUCUGACGUCCUUAAGGAGGUUGUGCUUUGGCUGGACAUGUCUCCUGGUAUUCCACCAGAAAUGUUGACGUUCUGA
Molecule: messenger RNA, 4072 nt
Organism: Copidosoma floridanum
Lineage: Eukaryota; Metazoa; Arthropoda; Insecta; Hymenoptera; Encyrtidae
Biological process (GO): cell-matrix adhesion
Cellular component (GO): basement membrane; extracellular region
Molecular function (GO): serine-type endopeptidase inhibitor activity
Source: RefSeq, a predicted model, not a curated record